AUGUCGCAUAUUGAACGCGAGCACCCCGAGUUCGUUCACUUCGACGCCUUGGACCCAGCUACCCAACAAAGUGUAAUCGCGUCGUCCACCCCCAAGCCAGUGCAAGCAGUCCAUGGCUGGCUGACAUGGAUUACGGCGUCUCUGAUGCCGUUUUCAUUCUGUGAGAACGACAUAGCCCGGCGUUUUACCACUCUGGGGACCAUCAGCGUGAAGCCACUCAUGAAAUGGAAGCAUGCCAUGUGUCGCUGGAUGGAAAGCAAGAUAUCCGAGACGCUACCCGAGUCGUUUGCAAUCGUCUAUGACGGAUGGACCAGCGGCUCGACUCACUACGUCGCUAUGUUCGCUACCUUUCCCAAUAAUUACCACCGAGGGUACGAGAAGGUUCUCUUGGCAAUGUCGCCAAUGAACGAAGAGGACUCGCUGAGCGCAGCGGCACAUGUUCAGUACCUUAACUUUGUUUUGGGCGUGUACGCCAAGGACCGCGGGAAUGUGGUGGCGUUGAUUGGUGACAACUGCUCGACAAACCGUGCCUUUGCUCGCACUGCCGAUGCCCCUAUGAUUGGCUGCGCGUCCCACCGCUUCAACUUGUUCGUUGGCGAUGUACUGGCGGAAUAG
This is a messenger RNA of Aphanomyces astaci, 615 nucleotides long. RefSeq lists its product as hypothetical. The record is from RefSeq and is a predicted model, not a curated record. The transcript has a single exon. Bases 1 to 615 code for a protein of 204 amino acids. NCBI's taxonomy places the organism in Eukaryota, Oomycota, Saprolegniomycetes, Saprolegniales, Verrucalvaceae.